AUGCUGAACACGUCCUAUCAGAAGAAAUGGUUCACUCUUAAAGGAAACCUGCUGUUCUACCGUGAUAAGCCGGCGGACAGAGACGUGCUGGGUGUGAUCGUCCUCGAGGGCUGCUCCGUGCAGCUGUGUGAAUCAGACGAGCAGUUCGCCUUUUGCCUGGUAUUCAGUGAGCCUGGUCUUCGUACCUACAAGUUCUCUGCAAAGGAUGAGUUGAGUCAGAAGGGCUGGGUUAAAGCUCUACUCUCUGCUCGACACAGUUUCCUCUGUGUCCUCCUCACUGAACUACAGCAGCAGUACCUGGAGGCAGCCAAGGCGGCAGGUGUUGAAGCAGUGGACUACUUCUCUGUAACAGCAGAAAGCAUCACUCAUUCACAGAAGUCUGGAUCAGUGUUGUACACACAGAGCACAUCACGACAAUCUGCAACAUCCAACAACAACCUGUUACAGGCCCCACCCACAACUAACAAGACAGGGGAACAGUCUGAUCACACACAUGAUUUCAGCACACUGCAUGAACAUUAUGGGAAGGAAGUGACAGAUCUGAUAGCUGAUUGGCAGAGGAAAAGAAUGGGAAAGAAUCAAGAGGGGAAAUUAAUAAAUUAAAAUGAUUCAAGUUUUUUGGAAAUUAGAGCAUUUGGAUUGGAAAAGUUUUUGGAUUGUCAUUGACACAAACAUGUUUAUUUUCACCAUUACUUUGUCA
Molecule: messenger RNA, 700 nt
Organism: Xyrauchen texanus (razorback sucker)
Lineage: Eukaryota; Metazoa; Chordata; Actinopteri; Cypriniformes; Catostomidae
Product: sesquipedalian-1-like
Exons: 2
Coding region: 1-603 (200 amino acids)
Biological process (GO): receptor recycling; endosome organization; retrograde transport, endosome to Golgi
Cellular component (GO): recycling endosome; trans-Golgi network; early endosome
Source: RefSeq, a predicted model, not a curated record